Messenger RNA from Protopterus annectens (West African lungfish), 4606 nucleotides. RefSeq names its product gastrin/cholecystokinin type B receptor-like. Gene Ontology annotation, molecular function: peptide binding; G protein-coupled receptor activity. The transcript has a single exon. Gene Ontology annotation, biological process: neuropeptide signaling pathway. The coding region runs from base 468 to 1889 and encodes 473 amino acids. The record is from RefSeq and is a predicted model, not a curated record. Gene Ontology annotation, cellular component: membrane. Lineage: Eukaryota; Metazoa; Chordata; Ceratodontiformes; Protopteridae.
UCUGGAGCAGGUAGCCCUAUCCAAGAUGAAAGUCCACGCCACUCUGGUCUGGCUAGCGGUGACUGACGGCUGGAAAAAUAAAUGAAACUGCACUGCGAGGGGCUCACUUCCCAUAGAUUACAAGGGGACACCACUGGUCAUUCAUCACAAUGCACACAUUUAGGAGACUUGUCAGAAAGCUUUCUCAGGCUCUGUGGAAGGCUGCACAACUGAUGUCAAGUCAACACACGCACAUAUUUCAAAUUGUGCAUGAAACUAGCACAACUAACUCGUGUGAUCAUUUGUCUGCUUCGUGAGGGAACAACAGAAGUGGAGUCCGCUGGUAAAGCACUUCUUAACAUCACAACGAUAGUCAUGAGGGUCUCCACUCGCAGCCUCUGUGAAGACUAAAGCACACUAGCUGUUCCAGAUUGGUAUUCCCACAGGUACUCUAUCUCACUUUGCAUUUGCUUCCCUCUUAAGAUUUUAUGUGUUGCACACUUACUUACACAACUGUGACAUGUAAGGCAAUGAGUUCUACAGGUGUCUCCGCGAAAAACACGAAUUUCUCGCAUUUUCAUUUUACUAGCCUGGCUCUGCUGGGUCUCCUAAACAUGGACAACCUGUCAGCGCAAGGGGCAGACAACGAAACUCUGGACUUCAACGUACACGAACUGGAGAAGAUUUUGUUUCUUUUUGUAAAGGAACCGACAACAAUUGCACUGACAGUCAUGUAUGUUCUUUCUUUUGUUGUGGGCUUCGUCGGUAAUGCAAUGGCUAUUAAAGUACUCACCAGGAAGAGAAGUAAUAGGAUGUCCAGUAUGAGUGCCACGGGGAGUUUAUUGAUCAAUUUGGCCAUUUGCGACCUAAUGGUAGUGUGUGUCUGUAUGCCCAUAACGGUGGGUAACCUGAUCUAUAAAGCCUGGGUCUAUGGAGACUUUCUGUGCAGAGCAGUGCCUUUUACCCAGGCUGUCUCCGUGUCCGCCAGCGUCCUCAGCCUGACAGUCAUUAGCGUAAACCGGUAUUACAAUGUCCACAACCCGCUGAACGCUAGGUCCUUUUUCACGCAAAGAAAGAUCUUCUGGACUAUUGUAAUAGUCUGGAUUAUUUCAUCGGGUAUAUGCAUGCCACUUAUAUUCAUGAACAAACGGGACGAGAUUGGGUCUAUAGAGGGACUUCCGUUCGUUUUUCCCAUCUGCAGGGAAGUGUGGCCCCAGGUGAGACUUAAACAAGCAUACAAUUUUCUUCUGUUUUGCACACUUUAUUGCCUUCCUGUCCUGUUCAACUUGAUCAUCUGCUUUCUGACCGGACGUAAGUUAUGGAGCUCGCCCAGCCAUUUCAAGGGGUGCGAUUCAAGUAACCAGACCUUACCUGCUUCUAGGUUGAAAAUCAGGAAAAAAAUUGUGAAAAUGGUGCUUGCCCUAGUUCUCUUGUUUGCAUUCUCUUGGCUGCCUUUCUAUAUGGUGGACAUUUGGCUGGAUUUCAACAGUCCUACAUCUUCUACAGACGUUACUCCAUCUCCUUGGAUUCUGCAGUUGCGGCCUUUCGUCCAGUGGCUGGGACUUACCAACUCCAGUCUUAAUCCACUUUGCUAUUGCUUUGUUGGAGAUCUUUAUAGGUCAGCCAAGCAAAUAAAGAGUAGAUAUCACAGACGGCUAGUUUCCAUACUAAACUUUUCAUUUUCUGAGGGAUCCCCGUCUUCUUCCAUGCCAAGCCUCCUUUCCUACAAAAAUGCAGCCCCUUCUCAAGGUGAAGACUCCAGGCCUUCUCAGACAGAAGACAGGUUUAAGGACUGCUACUCCAUGGUGAGCAUGUGUGAGACCUCUCUGGCGUCAUGCCACCCUGUGGCUCUAAACAUUAAUUCUGAUGAUGAAGGAUGCAAAGAGCACAUGCACUUAGAAAACUUGUAAACUGUUUACAAAAUCAUGCCAUAAUUACAUAAACUUUCCCCCAAUAUGAGCUGCCCACAUCUCAAAGAAAGGUUUGUGAUAGGUAAGACAGUCUGUAAAUAAUAUCUUCUUGGAGUCUUAGACAUGCAAUUCUGUGUAUUCUUAUUGCUAACCACAGGACUCCAGUUUAUAAAAAAGUUAUAACUGGAAAAUGUUUCCAGUGGUAGGAGAUUGUUGAUCAAACACUUUAAAAAUAAUCAUUUAGGGAGUAUCACUUAUGGUCUGGUACAAUGUGACCAUUGUGGUGAUGGCUUGUCUCAAUAGCUUUUACUGCUAGUGUCUAAAACAGAAUAAACAAGAAGCACAUAAGAUAUUCAUGUUGUAGGCUAUCCAAAACAGGCUGUUAUCUGCAAAAAAAAAAAUAGAAUCUUUGACAGCAGGGUGGAAAUGUUCUCACCUGAUGCACAUAAAACUUUUAGGAUGGAUGAAGUAGCAACAUCUCCACUGCUCCCCGGUCUUCUGUCAUAUGUAGUGUUUAUUACUGUUCUUUAAGUUAAUUGUUAAGGUAAUAUUAAGACAGUUUCUGUAUAAUCAAAAACAUUUAAACAAAUCUUAAGGGGAACUAUAUGUAUUCCCUUUAAAUUGUGAUUAGAAGUAGUGUCACACUCUACAGCUGGCACUGAUAACCGAGAUUAAAUGGAAAUGUUCCCUAUUUAAUGUUGAUACGGUUUGUAUGAAACCCUGUGGUGAAGACUUUCUGCAGGUAAAUAUGCUUACAUUUCUUGUUUAUUAGAAGCAUUUGGUCAUGAAAUUGCAGCCUUAGAGCAAUAUGUUGAAUUGCUCUUUUAACAUUAUUCAUGAAUACUUGUGUUACAUGUGCUACUGUUAUCAUUACACAUCUGGAGAUGUUAUUAUGAGGAAUAUCUGAAUCAACUGAGAAUUCAUGAUCAGGAAUAUUUGCAUUAUUCUGAUUUACGACAUGUUAUCAAAAGUUGGAUCUAUAGCUGAUUUAAAUUUAAGGGUAGAUUACACCCAUGCAAACUGAUCUGGGGUAAGGGAAUUGAGAGCUUUACUGGUAUUUGUUACAGGAGGGCAUGGAAUGGACUCAUAUUAGACCAAUUUGGAAAUAGAUCACAUUGUCUUCAGGUUCUCAACAGUGUUGAAACUAACAAAAUUAGUUAGCUUGUGAUAGUGUGAAGGCAGUCUGAAGUUUUCUGAGGUUUACUACAGGUCAAGACAAAAGAAAAAAAAAUGCUACUUGAAACUUGAUGGUGGAACCUGAGAAAGAUAUCCAGCCUUUUCUUUGAGUGAUUGUAUUUAAAGAAAUAAAGGAUGCAUCCAUAAAAGGCUCUGCAGCUCCUGUGUAGUGACUCGCUGUUACUGAUCUGGGGAAUGACUGACCUCCAGGAGAAAAAGAGCUAAAAGUAACAAAGGAAUAAAUAUAGAAAUAAACGUGCUGUAGAAACAAAUGUAUUCAUAUAGUAUAUCUUUUUUUUCACUCAAAACUCAGAAUAGUUUUGAAAGCAUAACAAUUUCAACAAAGAGUCUGAUUUUUUUUCAGGGACUUAACCAUCUAAUGUCAUUGUUUCCUAGAGUAUUUGUCAACAGCAUUGUGAAGUUAUGUGCACAGGUUAUUAGAAUGUUUUCUUUAAUUUGUGUAAAUGAACACAGUAACAUUCUCCUGUUGUGAACUAUAUCACACCAUGAGCUGUAUGUUACGACAGCAUACAGGCCUUCGGGAUAGCGGUGUAAAAGAUUAAUAACAUGCAUUUCCUCAUGUGCUAACCAGAUAAGACUGGGUCCUGUCUUUAUUUCUAGGGUAACUUGGAUGCAUAUGGAAAGCUGCAAGAUUCAAACCCAUGUUUUGUAAGUAUACCAAAUUCAUUUGCAGCUCAGUGCUGCCAUGUUUUGUAUACUGCCAUGCUAUAAAAUAUGUACAUAUGAAAAGCAUAUAUAGAUAUACUGACCCUGAGUGUGCGCUUCUUUUGAGAUGCAAAAUAUGUCAUUAGAAGCAUGCUUUGCAUCACCUUUAAAUAGCUUAUAACAUUUAACUGAAUAUGCAAUGUAGUUACUCAGAAUAGCCAACGGCUGUUAGAUUUACAUUUCUAUCUGAUUAUUCAUUUGCACCUUAAAAUAUGGCUGUACUAAUAUUUCUAGGAUUUAACAGUGGGUCAAAAGAGCCUUUAAUUAAAAAAAUGCCAUUAAUUAUAUAGCUCUCGUUCACAACAGGGCAUCAAGUGGAACUGAUUGAUAAAGCCAGUUGAGUAAACUUUAUGCUGUAUGCUCAUUGAUUGUCUUUCCCUAUAAAAUAGUUAAAAUAUCAGAAAAGUAUUUGUGAGCAUUUAACAAAUUAGUUUGCUGCCCUGAGCAGCUACUUGUGUAUUUAAUAAUGAUGCAUAUGUACAUUGUUACUUUGUAUCUAAUUCAUGAGCUGUUUAAGGAAAUACAUGGUAAAUAUUUUAGUAGGUGUUUUCUGAAUGAAGCAUACAGAAUUUCUGUUAGUUUAAAAUACAUGCAUAGUUCAGUUCCUGCCAAGAACUGAAGCCUGUAUUCCGUUUCUAAUAGCCCAACAGACAGAGCAAUUCAUUACUUCUACUUUAAUCCAGUUUGUUUUCGAGGUGCUGAGGCAACAAGUUACGAAAGUGAUGCUUUUUUGGGAACAUGGAACAUGAAUAGUUGCUAAAGUUAAGCUAUAUUUGAAUAUGUGCCCCCCCCCACAUGCACGCACACACACACAC